Messenger RNA from Neoarthrinium moseri, 303 nucleotides. RefSeq lists its product as uncharacterized. Lineage: Eukaryota; Fungi; Ascomycota; Sordariomycetes; Amphisphaeriales; Apiosporaceae. The record is from RefSeq and is a predicted model, not a curated record. Gene Ontology annotation, cellular component: cytoplasmic dynein complex. Gene Ontology annotation, biological process: microtubule-based process; cilium assembly. The coding region runs from base 1 to 303 and encodes 100 amino acids. Gene Ontology annotation, molecular function: dynein intermediate chain binding; dynein light intermediate chain binding. The transcript has 5 exons.
AUGGCCGACGAAAGCAAGUCCCCGCCCCCGGCCACCCGGGAGGUUGCAAGCCGCGACAAGUUGGAAGCUCAGAUCAAGUCCGCCGACAUGACGGAUGAUAUGCAGCAGGAAGCUAUCGAAGUUGCUCAGGAGGCCAUGCAAAAGUUCUCGAUCGAGAAGGACAUCGCCCAGCACAUCAAGAGGACCUUCGAUGACCGAAAGGGCCCUACAUGGCACUGUAUCGUUGGCAGAAACUUUGGAAGUUACGUAACUCACGGUGAGUACAAGUUCAACCCAAACUCGGAACCCGAGGCCACGGGCUGA